Mycotypha africana is the source of this 2283-nucleotide messenger RNA. Its product is annotated as tRNA synthetases class I (M)-domain-containing protein. Gene Ontology annotation, biological process: methionyl-tRNA aminoacylation. The record is from RefSeq and is a predicted model, not a curated record. Bases 1 to 2283 code for a protein of 760 amino acids. Gene Ontology annotation, cellular component: aminoacyl-tRNA synthetase multienzyme complex; cytosol. The transcript has 7 exons. Gene Ontology annotation, molecular function: methionine-tRNA ligase activity; ATP binding. NCBI's taxonomy places the organism in Eukaryota, Fungi, Mucoromycota, Mucoromycetes, Mucorales, Mycotyphaceae.
AUGCCAGCACCUUUAAAGAUUACCCUUCCGAAGUUAGCAGCCAACACAAAGCCAUAUGCUAAUGCUCUAAAGUUGUCAAUUGCCGCCAAACUUACUGGAGCCAAAUUAGUUGAAGUUCCUGGCGAAACUGUCAGUUUCUCCCUCAACAAUGACAUUAGCUUGGUCGACGCUAAUGCUGCUUUGAACCCUCUCAUUAUAAAAAGAAGAAUUGAUCAAGCUUUCCAAAAUGUCGAUGAUAUUAUGACCAAAUUUGGCGAUGCUUUUGCAAAGGCAAGUGGCAUUUCUUUUCAGUCUGCUUUUGUUACGAUUGUAGAUGCCAUUUAUUACGGUACACUUGUAGAAACCUUAACAUCUGCAAAGGACCUUAGUAAAUAUUCUACUCUUGCCAAGUGGUUCUCCAUUGUCUCAAAAAACGAUAAAAUGGUUGCUGGUGUUGAAUACGUCAAGGAACAGACAAACAAAGGUUCUAAGCCCAAGAAUAAGGUAGCUCACGGCGAGAAAAAAGUUACCAAAGAAAUUCCUAAACCCGUGUUCAAUUCUGCAACGCAAAAAGUCAAUGAUGUCGCUGCUAAAACUGUUGAUCCCACUAUUAAAGUUCUUCCUAAAGACGGCGAACGCAAUAUCUUGAUUACUUCCGCCCUACCUUAUGUCAAUAAUGUUCCUCAUUUAGGUAACAUUGUUGGUUCAACUCUAAGUGCUGAUGUCUACGCUAGAUACUGUCGUGCUCGAGGCUACAAUACUAUCUAUAUCUGUGGUACUGAUGAAUAUGGUACUGCCACGGAAACUAAAGCAUUAGAAGAAGGUGUUUCAUGUAAAGAACUCUGUGACAAGUAUAAUGCUAUUCACAAUGCUGUCUAUGAGUGGUUUGAUUUAUCUUUUGAUCAUUUUGGCCGUACUACCACCGAUAAGCAAACUGAGAUUGCUCAACAAAUCUUUUUGAAGAAUUACGAAAAUGGCUAUAUUGUAAAGGAAUCAAUGACCCAACUCUUCUGUGAAAAGUGUAGCAGAUUUUUGGCCGAUCGUUAUGUGGAAGGUGUUUGUCCUAACUGCCAAUAUGAAGAUGCGCGUGGCGAUCAAUGUGAUGCUUGUGGUAAACUUUUAAAUGCUACCGAGCUCAUCAAACCUAGAUGUAAGCUUGAUGGUAACUCACCUAUUACCAAGGAAUCUAACCACUUGUUCCUUGACUUGGGCAAACUUCAACCUGAAAUUGAAAAGGCUUUUGAGAAGUCCGCUAAUGAAGGUAAAUGGUCAGCUAACGGUGUUAACAUAACACAAUCUUGGUUGAAGGAAGGCUUGAAGCCUCGUUGUAUUACUCGUGAUUUGAAGUGGGGUACACCGGUACCUCUUGAUGGCUAUGAGGAUAAGGUAUUCUACGUUUGGUUUGAUGCACCCAUUGGUUAUCCCAGUAUUACCGCUAAUUAUACCGAUGAAUGGGAGAAGUGGUGGAAGAACCCCGAAAAUGUUAAAUUAUAUCAGUUUAUGGGUAAAGACAAUGUGCCUUUCCAUUCUGUUAUUUUCCCUGGUUCUGAACUGGGUACCCAAGAAAACUGGACUCUUGUCAACCAUAUCAAUACUUGCGAAUAUCUUAAUUACGAAGGUGGUAAAUUUUCUAAGUCUCGUAACGUUGGCGUGUUUGGUAACAAUGCUAAAGAAACAGGCAUUUCUCCUUCUGUUUGGCGUUACUAUCUCAUGUCUGUUCGUCCUGAAACCAGCGAUUCUAUGUUUACUUGGAAUGAAUUUAUUACAAAGAACAACAGUGAGCUCUUGAAUAAUCUUGGCAACUUCGUCAAUCGUGCCAUUCGUUUCAUUUUUGCCAAGUAUGAUGGUGUCAUCCCUAAGGCUGUUUUCUCUGGCAAAUUAGAAGCCGAGCUUGUCAAAGAUGUUAAUGGCCUUCUGAAGCAAUAUAUCGAAGCAUUGGAAGCUGUCAAACUUAGAGCCGGUCUUGGAGUUGCUAUGGCCAUCUCUGCCCGUGGCAAUCAAUAUCUUCAAGAAGCCAACAUGAACAAUGCUUUGUUUGAGAACUCUCGUGAAAAGUGUGACGCUGUUGUUGCAACCGCAGCCAAUUUGAUUUAUCUUUUAUCAGCUCUUUUGUCACCUUAUAUGCCUGGUGCUUCCGAAAGCAUGUGCCGUCAGUUGAAUGCUCCUCUUCGUAUGAUUCCUGACACCUUUGAAAUGGACAUUAAGGAAGGGCACACCCUAGGUGGUGCUGAAUAUUUAUUCACUAGAAUUGACGAGAAGAUGGAGGAAGUCUGGAAGGGAAAAUUUGGCACUUGUUCUAAGUAA